This is a messenger RNA of Phoenix dactylifera (date palm), 2507 nucleotides long. RefSeq lists its product as uncharacterized. NCBI's taxonomy places the organism in Eukaryota, Viridiplantae, Streptophyta, Magnoliopsida, Arecales, Arecaceae. The record is from RefSeq and is a predicted model, not a curated record. Gene Ontology annotation, biological process: mRNA splice site recognition. Gene Ontology annotation, cellular component: U1 snRNP. Gene Ontology annotation, molecular function: mRNA binding.
CCGCCAAGAGGGAAACAAGAAGAGGGCUCCUCCACCCACCAGGCUUGGCCCUUCAUCUUUUCGACCAUACUAGAAAACCCUGCGACCGCAUCCCCUCUCACGUUUCUUUUCCACUCUUAUCCGUUUCUUCGUCGCUAGGGUUUGCUUUUGUCGCUUCGGCUUGCGGAAAACGUAGGGCCUUCUCCGGCCAUGGACGCCCAGAGAGCUCUGCUCGAUGAACUCAUGGGGGCAGCUCGAAAUCUCACGGAGGAGGAGAAGAAAGGGUACAGGGAGAUCCACUGGGACGAUAAGGAGGUGUGUGGUCCGUUCAUGGUUCGAUUCUGCCCUCACGAUCUGUUUGUGAACACGAAAAGCGAUCUUGGACCUUGCCCUAAAAUCCAUGAUCUGAAGCUCAAAGAGAGUUUUGAGAAGUCUCCUAGACAUGAUUCUUAUGUCCCCAAGUUUGAAGCAGAGCUUGCACAGUUUUGUGAGAAACUGGUGAUGGACUUGGACAGAAAAGUUAAGCGUGGUCGAGAACGGCUAGCACAGGAGGUGGAAGUACCACCUCCUACUCCAAUCCCGGCUGAGAAAUCCGAGCAGCUCUCGGUGCUAGAAGAGAAAAUAAAAAAACUAUUAGAGCAAGUUGAGACUUUGGGUGAAUCUGGCAAGGUUGAUGAAGCUGAGGCACUCAUGAGAAAGGUGGAUAUGCUGAACAAUGAGAAGACAGCCUUGACCCAAUCAUCAAAUGACAAAGUGAUGAUGCUUCCACAAGAGAAGAAGAUGGCACUUUGUGAGAUUUGUGGCUCGUUUCUGGUAGCGAAUGAUGCUGCUGAGAGGACCCAGUCUCAUGUAACUGGAAAGCAGCAUGUUGGUUAUGGGAUGGUGAGAGAUUUUCUCAAUGAGUUCAAGAUUGUGAAGGAAGAGACAAGGGAAGCAGGGAGACUGGCAAGGGAGAAGGAAGCAGAAGAACGGAGAAAACAGAGGGAAGAGUAUGAGAAAAGGGCUAGAGGGAAUGAUAGAGAGAGGUAUGCAGAGCGGGAUCGAGACCGUGAUAGAUAUCGAGAACAGAGCUCUGAAAGAGAGAGAGCUCAUGAGCGUAGUGGAAGAGGGAGCAGAGAUGGUGGGAGAGGAUCAGAUUGGAGGCAUGACCAUUACAGAAGUGGAAGGGAGUGGGAAAGGGAGAGGUAUCGGGAUAGAAAUGGGGUUAUGCCACGGGAUAGGACUCGUGGAAGGAGCAGAUCCCGUUCUCCUGUCCGGCAUGGAUAUAGGAGGUCAUCGAGAAGCCCAGUUCGGCCAUAUUAACUAGUAGUUUGGAUAAUUUAUUUCAAGUUCUGAGACUGAAGAGCUCUGUUGACAUCAUACCAUCUUCCUAUUAAAGGGAAACAGUUGAGGUAGGUAUAAUUAUCCUUCCAGCCUUUUCUUGCAAACUAAUGUUUCGAGUGGUGCUGUGCUGCUAUGAUUCUUCUUUGUAUAUAUGUUUGUACUUGAGGAUUAUAUUGGGUGUCAGCAUUUUCUUGUCUUUAUUAAGAUGACAGAUCCAAAUCCAAAUCAUAACAUGAAUGAUGGGGCUUCUAUUGAAGGUGAUGAUUGUUAAUCCACAUAUAGAAGGUAAUACAUGAUCUCCAUUUUUUUUUCAAAAAAGAAAUGAUUUACCGCCAUAGCAAGAUUACUUUUAUUGAUAUUUGGGUAUUUAUCUUUUUUUUAUUAUUAUUUCUAGCUAGGAUGUUGCCAUCUCAUUCUUAUCCCCAACUGGCCAUGCCCUGGGAAAUAGAUAUUGCAAUUAUUCAUGAAAAAUAGUAUAGGAUGCCGGUUUAAUUAUUGUUAAUUUUUCUUGAAAAAGAAAUUCUUUAUCACUUUUGUCAUAUAUUUGUCAUCUUUAUUAACAUUUUUGAAUCUGCUCGCAACUGUGAAAUUUUCAGAUUUUAAGAUAAAUACACAAAAUUCAUAAUCAUCACCUCAAGAAUUAACUGUUCGCCCCGGUGGCAAUAUUGCUACCUACCUUGCUUUCCCCCCCUCUGUUUCCCUUAGUCACUUGAACAGGGUUUGGCUGCUGGCUGUGAGCAUGCCAGCGAAAUUAUGUCAGGAUGAUGGGCUCUGACACCAAAAGGUGUGGAUUUAUUACCAUAGCCUGUGCUUAUGAACAGGGAACCUGCACCAAGAUACGGAUUCACUUAGUUUUGGAAAGGAGCGUCCAAGGUAGUCAUCCAAAAAUACUAAAAGAUGGGAGCAAUUUGACAUCAUCCAAGUUCCCAAAUACUGAAGUUUCUAUCUCUUUGUAGUAAACGCGGACUAAGGAUCGGUAGUUGAUAUUUUGUUGCCAACCUUGAUGAUGAAAAAAAAUUGUAUGGUAAAAUCAGAGGUGGCAGCGGUGGCAUACAGAUGUCCAGCCAGCAUAGCUAUUGUAUGUGUGGGCAGUUUGUUGAUUAAUGAAUUGCUGCUCCUUCAGUCUCAGCUGGCUGCUUUAACUGUGAUCGUUAAUAAUUGCUGAAAGACUAAUCGUCAUUUGAUUAUACAAUUGUCUUUGUGGA